AUGGAGCUGGCGAACGGCGCGGGCUGCUGCUGCUGCGACGAUCGUCACGUUGACACGGAGCGCCCUCUUGACCGAAUGUAUGAAGAAGGUCACGAGGACCCGGUUUCCGUCAUAACUGGGCUCUGUAGGCAGUUUUACCAGCUCGGCUGGGUGACUGGCACUGGCGGGGGCAUCUCCGUGCGACAGGGUCGCUGCGUCUACAUGGCGCCGAGUGGAGUACAAAAGGAGCGAAUUCGACGUCAAGACAUCUUUGUGCUCGACCUGGAGACGGGGGAGAUCCUCCAGCGUCCCGUGAGUACGCCGUCGCUACGGGUCUCGCAGUGUUGCCCUCUAUUUUACAACGCUUUUCGACUGCGGGAUGCUGGUGCGUGCAUUCACACGCACUCUCCAGCCGCUGUUAUGGUAACGCUGCUGCCCCGUACGCAAGCAGACGCGGAGUUCAGAAUUACCCAUUUGGAAAUGAUAAAAGGGAUCCCUUUGCACGGGUAUCAUGACACGCUGGUUAUUCCCGUGAUCGACAAUACGGCGCACGAAGAGGAGCUGGCAGGGGAUAUGGCCAAAGCCAUGCAGCGCUAUCCGAAAUCACCGGCAGUUCUGGUUCGACGUCACGGUCUCUACGCUUGGGGUCGUGACGAUGUCGAGGCCAAGACAGUGACCGAGUGCUUGGAUUAUCUUUUCGAUAUGGCCGUUCGGAUGCAGCAUGCUGGCAUUGAUUAUACAGAGCCCCCGGUCGACUGUCGACAGUGCUACGCUUCAGAUGUUUAA
Messenger RNA from Cyanidioschyzon merolae strain 10D, 765 nucleotides. RefSeq lists its product as hypothetical. Gene Ontology annotation, molecular function: metal ion binding; methylthioribulose 1-phosphate dehydratase activity. The coding region runs from base 1 to 765 and encodes 254 amino acids. The record is from RefSeq and is a predicted model, not a curated record. Gene Ontology annotation, cellular component: cytoplasm. NCBI's taxonomy places the organism in Eukaryota, Rhodophyta, Bangiophyceae, Cyanidiales, Cyanidiaceae. The transcript has a single exon.